Molecule: messenger RNA, 3251 nt
Organism: Branchiostoma belcheri (Belcher's lancelet)
Lineage: Eukaryota; Metazoa; Chordata; Leptocardii; Amphioxiformes; Branchiostomatidae
Product: 72 kDa inositol polyphosphate 5-phosphatase-like
Exons: 13
Coding region: 412-3006 (864 amino acids)
Biological process (GO): phosphatidylinositol dephosphorylation
Molecular function (GO): phosphatase activity
Source: RefSeq, a predicted model, not a curated record
UUUGUACAUGCGCACGAUGAUACAUUCCUACCGGUGAGAUUGCCAGGUAUUUUGUAGCAGACGGUUUUAUGUUUAUUUGUUGUUUUCCUCAAUUUCCUGACCAAAAAACACAUUCUCUGCGGGAGAAACAUAUCCCAAAUGCAAGUGUGUAAAUUUUCGCGUCGUUUUAACUCCUCAAGUUGUGUAUUUGAUUUGAAAAAGCAUCGGAAAUCCGCUAGGAAGUGAUAGUUCAGCUGAACAACUUUACGUCAAAAUUUUAUCGGGCAAAGAUGACAGAAAAAAUUGUGCCAAAAAAGGACAUUUCCAAUUGUCUAUCGACGUGUUUUCUACUGACUUGAAUUCUACGCCAUUUUUGUCGAAGAAAACCGUCGUUUGAAAGCUUCAACUGUCGUCAAAUCGGUUACUGGCAACAUGUCUGACAUCGGAGCAGAAACUGACAGCCUAGGCACCGGUGAGGAGGGCUCGGCCGCGGGCUCCCCAGCCACCAAGAAGAAGCAUCGCCAGCCUAAAAAGAAGACCCUGGCCAGACUAAAGGCCAUGAAGAAAAAUGCCAUGGGGAGUAGCGAAAGCCUGGGAAAUUCCUCACAGGCUGACUCUGAGAGAGGAAACGAGGGGAAAGAAGAAGAAAAGUCUGAGGUGAAACCAGACACGAAAGAGUCCACGUCCAAAGAAACCGGCGAAAAGGAUCCUGAAAAUUCUGAUGAGUCAAAACCCAAGCCGAAACCAAGACGGAGAUUUAAGGAGUUGGCUCAGAGUGGUGACGAAGCAGAUAGAAACUCCUUGUCUGACUUCGAGGGUAAGCACUCUCCCCGUCCCCCCAGCAAGCCUAAACCAACGACGCGUAGGUUCGGUAGUACAGACAGUCUGAAGUCUAGUUCUUCUGUAGAUGUAGAGAAUAAGUCACAAGGUUUGAACUUACCCAAAAAGACUGCUAGUGAGUCGUCCACAGAUUCAGCAGUCACCAGGUCCCCCCGUCCAGGCCAGUGGAGGGGACCCAUCGAGCCAAAAGUCAAGGAAACUAAACCAACCGCUGUCGCCCUGUCAGACUACAGUUCAGAUGACGGCGUAGAGACGAAAAAAGACGAAAAACACAGGAAAGAUAAAGAACAAAAGGGAUCUAAUUCCACUGGGAACACUUCAAAAGAAAAGGAUUCACCUGGGAAAAGUACUACCCCUGCGGGCAGUGAAAACAAAGGUAACCAAGACGCUAAACAGGUUAUAGGGGGAAGUAGUUCAACUGGUAGUGGGGUGCCUAGUGGGUCAUCUUCUGACGACGAUGUUGUCAUAUCGACUGGUAAACCUAAAUCAGACAAAGGAGACUCCAAGACAAAAGAACAGAAGACAGAGGGUAACAUUUCUUCUCCAAAAACAAGUCAUGUGAACGAUAGGACAGGUGGUGUUUCAGAAAAGGUAGAAAUGAACAGAGGUAAGGACAGUGACGACAGUGAUGGUUCCCUACCUGACAUGGUGCCAGAACUGGAGGCAAAGCUGACUGCGAAGUUGAAAAUGGAAGACAAGGGACCCAAGACGUCAACGCCCUUAAAGAGACAGUCGUCCUCUCUAACCAGCGACACUUCAUCGUUAGUUUCCGUGACCAGCGAAUCCUCUUCGGAAGAAGACGACCUAUUCCUGACCAAUCACAAGCCGGGAUUGAACAGAUUGGAGCCGCUAAAAGGAGCGCCAAACCUACCUCCCAUAGAGGGAAAUGCGUCGUCGCAGUCGCUGAGAACGACGAUCAAAACAGAGUUCCCAGUGUAUUCGCUGUACCACGGGGAGAGGUCGAACUCCAUGCCAGGUCUGAACGCCGGGCACCAGCUGAGCCGUACAGAGUCGGACAUGUCCGUCAUGUCGUUCCAGUCUGUCAGCGCUCUGCCCAUGAUACAGACUAGGGCUGCAAGAGACAGGAGUUAUCUGCUAGGCAGCAGCAUGAGCUCUGGAGCCCUGCUAGGACAGGACGAACUGGAGAGAUACUUCCCUGACCGAAGGAUGACCAUCUUUGUAGGGACAUGGAACAUGCAUGGCGAAAAGGACCUGCCUGAGAAGAUCGAUGACUUCCUCCUGCCUGAGUGCUGUGAAUAUGUCCAGGACAUGUAUAUAAUGGGCUUUCAGGAGGGCACGCCCACAAGGCGUGAGUGGGAGAUCCGGAUGCAGGAGACCCUGGGCCCCACACAUGUGCUGUUCUACUCCGGGACCUACGGAGUUCUCCACCUCUGUGUCUUCAUCAGGAGAGACCUCAUCUGGUUCUGUUCAGUUGCAGAAGAAGAUACUGUCAGUACAAGAGCCUUCUCCCAGAUAAAAACCAAGGGUGGGCUUGCCGUUUCCUUCAGCUUCUUUGGGACGACCUUUCUCUUUAUCAACUCUCACUUCACCUCUGGAGACAACAAGGCAAAGGAGCGGAUAGCAGACUACAGUAAAAUCUGUGAGGCCAUCUCCCUACCCAAGAUCAUUCCUGUCAAUCAACACAGCACCGACCCAAAUGACUGCACCUCGCGGUUCGACUGUGUCUUCUGGUUUGGCGACAUGAACUUCCGGCUGGACCACGAGAGGUCAAAGGUUGAGGAGCUGAUCAAACACGGGCACAAGUCGGACUACAAGGAGCUGGUGGCACACGACCAGCUCACUAAUUUCAUGAAGAAGGAUGAGGCCUUUGUUGGUUUCAAGGAGAGCCAGAUCCGGUUUCCACCCACCUACAAGUUUGACCUGAACACGGACCAUUAUGACACCUCACCCAAGCUCAGGGUGCCUUCCUAUACGGAUCGAGUGUUGUACAAGUGUAAGAAGGCAGGAGACAUCACUCCCAUGCAUUACAGUAACGUGCCAAGUAUCAAGAUCUCAGACCACCGGCCUGUUUACUCUGUGUUUGAGGUCAAGAUCAGGCCUGGGAGGGACACUAUCCCUUUGGCUGCCGGACAAUUUGAUCGGGAAGUGUACAUCGAAGCCAAUAGAAGACGUGCCAUGCAGAUCAACGUGGAGCGCAAACAGAGCCGCAUCUGUUCCAUCAUGUAGUAACUCUGGUGGGAGACAAAAUUUACAAUUCACAGACAACCACCUUACUUGGAACAUCCCUUUUGUGUACAUGUACCUUCUUCUCAAAUAUAUGGAGCAUAACACUACAUUGUUUAUUAGUUAUUUCUUAUUAGUGCUGUUACUGAAGCAUUUGAUGCAUAUGAAACACCAGAAAAUUUACUUUUUAUUUUUUGUUUACAUGUUUCCCACCACAGCUUUCCGAUUGGUUAAGACAUUGUUGUUCU